GGGGAGGAGAGCCGUGGCUCGAGCGCUGCCAGCUUCUCGGGACUCCAGAGCCGGCCGGGGCUGGGCGCGGGCGGCCAUGAGCGGCUGGGCCCGCCCCCUUCUCCUCCUGCUGGCUGGGGCCUGCGGCCUCACCCUGCUCGGCUACGCCGUCUACUUCGACCGGCAGCGGAGAAACGCCCCCGACUUCAAGCGGAAGCUGCGGCAGAAAAGAAGAAAAGAACGUGAAAAAGCUAAAGAGCAUGAUGCUGAGUUAUGCGAGAUGAAAAAUAUUGGAAGGGUACAGGAAUUCUUUCUGCAAGAGGUGCAGCUGGGAGAACACUGGUUAUCUAUAGGAGAACAUAAGAAGAGUGUGGAGCACCUCACUAAUGCUAUUUCAGUGUGCGCACAGCCACAUCAGCUACUGCAGCUUUUGCACAAUACACUACCACCACAAGUCUUUGAGAUGCUUUUGCAGAGAGUACCAUACACAAAACAAAAGCAGUGCAAAGGCAUGGGAGAUUCAGGGGUAAUGGAGGAGCUGAGGGAGAGCGACUUCAAGCAGCACUGAAUGAGCAGGACUGUGUGGAAGAUGAGAAGGAAUGAGAGAUGGCAGCAAUGUUAAGGCAGGAUUCUAGCCGUCUAGCCUUGUUUG
Malaclemys terrapin pileata is the source of this 631-nucleotide messenger RNA. It is a transcript of the gene TOMM20L, whose product is annotated as translocase of outer mitochondrial membrane 20 like. Gene Ontology annotation, cellular component: mitochondrial outer membrane; mitochondrial outer membrane translocase complex. The record is from RefSeq and is a predicted model, not a curated record. Lineage: Eukaryota; Metazoa; Chordata; Testudines; Emydidae. The transcript has 6 exons. Gene Ontology annotation, molecular function: transmembrane protein transporter activity. The coding region runs from base 77 to 547 and encodes 156 amino acids. Gene Ontology annotation, biological process: tRNA import into mitochondrion; protein targeting; protein import into mitochondrial matrix.